AUACCUGGCAUAAUUAGGGCGGAAAGGUGGAAAAAAAAAGUCACGGAGAUAAAUAACGUUAAAAAAAAUAUUUUUAAAAAGAUGUCAACUUGUUUGAUUCUUGAAAGUGGAGAUUAAAUGUGAAGAACAACAUGUCUCGCCGAUUUAAGUCAUAUCUGAAUAAUUUUGAAAUGAAAGAAAAAGGAAAGGCUGUAAGUAUUAAUCAUAGUACUAGUACAGUGUACAGUACAUUUACAAUUUACAUAUUACAUUACAUGUAUUAAUUUGUAUCAUUCAUAAUGUAAAUGUAUGAAUUAUGAAUGUAUGCAGACUGACUGACUGUUGUCGCUUGUGCUCAGGAGUCGUGAGGAGUUCGUAGCCUAGACAUAAAUAUAAGGCUAGGUUCAUUAAUGAAUUUAAUGAGUGGCUUUCAUUAAUUGUUAUUAUUUAGCCUAUGUCUAUGAGUCUAUGUUCAGGCCUAUUCAUGAUCAUGACAAUUACUUGAAAUAGCCAUAUAUAAUAUAUAAUAUAAUAUAAAUUUUACUUAUACUAUACAGUACUAUACAUUACAUACUCUACAUUAUACAGACUACAGGUACACAAUAAUACAGUUGAACCCGGUUAAGUCGCGGGCCUAAGGGUUUGCCAAAAAGUGUUGAAAUAACCGAUAAUUAAGAUAAAUGAAAACCAAUAUGGCAGCAAUUUAUUAACAAUGUGCUUGAAAUUUCUUUAUGUACAUGAUGUGCAUUAAUAAAUGAGAAUGUAAUGUAAAUGCACAUUUUUUACACAACAGUUUUGCAAUGAUUUGUUUGAUGAAGCGAUUGGCAUGCUAUAAAAAUCUACAUACAUGUUUGCUACAAAAGGCAUAUGUGCACCAACUAACAGCAAAUAUUUACCAGCAAACAAUAAAAACCACCGUCAAUUCUUAAUACAAACCUUUAUUAUAUAUGCCUACAUUGUAGGUACUCCAACUCAAAAUUUCAGAUACAUCUGACAUACACAAGGAGCAUAUCAUUGGAAAGAGCUGACUUUAAGCUUUCCAUUGACACCAAGAUAAUCUUUCUAUCACUUAUAGAAGAAAAGUUAUGAAUUUUUUAGUGAUUUAUUUUUUCCCACUAUUUGGCUUUGUAUUUAAUUUUUAAAACUGUGAUCGAAUUAUUACUCUUUUUGUACUAUUUUGGUUGUAUCUUGUUGGCUUUUAAAGUUAGACUGCUCAAAUUUGGAGGACACAUUUACAAUACAAUGUUUAACAAAAUUAAACACAUGAAUUUUGAAUUAACUUAUUAUAUUUUUAAAAAAAAAUUUUUUAUAAGCAUAUAGCAUGGAUAACGACAAUUGUCGAAAAAAAAAUUUUCUUUAAAAAAUGACAUAAUUAUUAAACCAAUAAAGCUAUCACUAUGAAAUUUUCAAUACAAACAGAUAAUGUCCAUCUAAAAGUAAGGCAUAUUUAACAUAAAUAAAAUACAGAUCAGAAAAAUUUAUGCAGUAGUAGAAAUAAUAUUUUAUGAAAAGCAACUGCGGCCGAGAAAUUUUUUACAUUUAAAUAUACAACUUUUAAACUAAUAAAGCUAAUGCAAUCAAAUUUUCAGUAAAAAUAGAUAGUGUCCAACCAAAUAUAAUAGAGUAUUAAAAUAUAUCAAAAGCAAUUAAAAUCAUGCUAUACAAAAUUUUAAAAUGUCAUGUAAUCUGUCGACAUUGUUUCGGCUCCGGAGGUCUAGCAACACUUCAUCCUCAUCGAUUGGUACAUUAAAAAAAUAUGCCUCCAUUGUCAAUAUCAAAUUGGGUUGUUUGUUGAUCUCCUCCAAGUAAAUACAUAGCAAAAUUACAGGGAGUGAUUACAAUCUGUAACUCUGGAAAAUAAAAAAUAAAGAUUAGGACUAUUAAUUUAUGAAUACCGGUACAUGUAAAUAAUGAUUCAAUAUUUUUAAAUAGGCUUCACAAUGUUCUUUAUUAUAUGUACACUUAUAGCUGAUAAUAACUAGGACUAGGGGCUAUCUUACUAUCUAAUUCAUUGCUAUUUGUAUGUCAAAGCACUUUUUUCACUUUGACUUUGUUGUUUUAUCUCAGUAUAUGUAUUAGUUUUAUUGAUCCAAAGCCUGCUCUUAUAUAAUAACUAUAUAGGCCUAAAGUGUAAUUAUUAUUAAAAACCAGUUAUUAAAAAGUUUAUUUAAAAUCAAACUACUAAGUUAUAAUACAGGAAAUAUUUAUUUAGUUGUUUGAAAAAGGUUUUAAAUAAUAAUAACCACUGUUUACAUUAGAGAUUUACCACUUCCGGUAGAUCGAGGGGGAAAAAAUGGCCACGACUUGGCAACCUUGAAUUUUUAGUCACACGGUUCAAGCUCUCAUAAAUUUUGGGGACGAUCUAUACUCUUUAAAAUAAGUGUUUCUGCUUUUAAAAUAUAUAAUCUAUGCGAACAAGUAAUUUCCAAGUCCGAACGCAAUUUAAAAAAAAAAAUAUAGCACAGCAAACUCACUUACCCCAAGUCAACUUUCCAAUUAAUCGUCUCAGCAAGGUCAGAUUUCCACUUAAUUCAUACCCUCGUAACCGGCAUGCAUCGCAGAUUUGAAUAAAACCAAGGAGAGUCCUCUAUUUUUAGAGAUGACGCAAAACAACACUAAUCACCAAGAUCUACCGAAAACGAAAAGCGCCUGCUGAUCACAGCGAUCGCCGCUCGGCAGGCCUCGUUUUUCUAUCGCGGGCGGCGAAAGUAUUGGAGUGCCUAUACAUUGCAAACACAAAGAUCGUUCACAAAAAACACUGGGGUAUAGUUCGUUUUUACAAAAAGCUAACCAGUGUGAAAAUUAAUUUUGCGGGUAAUUGCACUCUGAGACAGCUCUGAAAAGUAUUGUACACGCUGCUACUAUGGUUUCUUUACAAAGUCUAAAAUACUUUGUUGCUUUUUGUCUUUAAAAGUCUGCUUGAAUACAAAUGUUUCAAUAUUAUUUAUGCUGUCUAAAACAUUUUCAUCUCCUACAGAAGAACCAUACCGUUGAAUUUUCUGUAUCAUUUCUACCACCUAACAGCUGAGGGAAUUGGUUCCAAAUCUUCAUCCGCAUAUUUGUCCAUGUAAUCUCGGAAUUCCUGGACAGUGAUGGCUAACUCCUGUGCCUCCUCUUCCAAGAUAGCAUCUGUAAGGCUUGAUUUUUCCGCCACUUUGCGAGUUCUUCUGCGGCUGCAUGGCACUGUGCCUGAAACUCAUCUUCGGAAAUAUCCUGAAUGAUGCAGUGCAUCCAGCAGUUUGAGAUUUUUUCCUUCUUCACGUCAUUCCAGGUUGAUCUCAGGAAGUUCAUUGCAUCUAGAAGGGAACAGGUGUACUGUGCCUUCUUUUCAUUAUGGAGCAGGUAUUGGCCCAUCAACAUUUUCCUUUAGUACACCUUAAGCACUUGGAUUAUACCCUGGUCCAUUGGUUGGAGCUUACUCAUUGUGGGAGGUAAAAGAUCUUGAUGGCCUUGAGACCAGGAACAUCUGGAUGAGCUCUACAGUUGUCAAUGUCAUUGCCACCUUCCUUUUCUCUGCUUGGAACUUACUGUCCCACUUUUUUUACCCAUGCACUGAAUAGAUCUCCUGUGAUUCAGGCACUUAGCUGGCCAUCGUAAUCACAUGGGAGAACUUUGGUCUGCUUAAAGCAUUUGGGAUUCUUGGACUUUCCUAUAACAUAAAGCGUGAGUUUUUGGCUUCCAUCCAUGUUCGCAGCAACUAGCCAACUAGCACUGCAAGUCGAUCCUUCGAGUUUUCCCCACGAAACACCAUAGUCUUGUCUGGAAGGCAUUUCCAAAACACCCCGUUUCAUCAGCAUUAGAAAUCUUCCUAGUCUCUUAGGUAUCCAAAAUUUUGCACAUUUGAGUCUUCAGCCAUGAAUCCACUUGUUCCUGUUGAACUGCAACGCUCUUUCCAAAAAUUGAUUUGAAGAAAAUGUUGUGCCUCUUUUUGAAAAGAACCAGCCACCCCUGAAUUGCUUUAAAGUCAGGGUGUCCUAGCUUUGCAGCAAGAAUGUCUGCCUUCUCCAUCAGCAAGGGACCAUUGAAGGGAAGGUUCGUUGCUCGCAUAUUUGUGAACCAUUGAAACAUUGCAUCGUCAACAUCUUUGUUCUCAGCCAGUUUUUUCUUGCUGGAUCAAUUUCAGACUUCUCGUGCAUUAGCUUUAUCAUGUCGGCCUUCUUUUUCAAUCCUGAAAUAAUGUUUGCUGGAUUGCCAUGCGGAUGACUAAGGUCUGUUGGUUUUGUUCCUUUUUCUAGCUGCAGUAUAAUUUCAUACUUUUUCUCUAUUGACUGAUUGUCAAGUUUUCUCUUGACAUCUCCAGACCUUUUUAGAAGGAAAAAAAUAAACAGGAUAGCUACAGCGUUUUAUCCUUCAGACAAGGUCAACAAGAAUGAGUGAACUGUCAUUGGAAUGGACCGGGAUGCAAGUGCUAAGUGAACUCAGCACAUGCGCAGUGAACCAAUUACGACCAAUUUUAUUGGUUAGUCCAAAGCUAGCAUAAAUGUAACCAAUCGCAAGAGGUAAAUUUAAAAAAAUAAAAAGGUCGUGUUCUUGCAAAAUAGGAUUUCCAUUGCCAUGAAAGAAACUUACAGGAGUCAACACCUGGCAAUAAGGGACCGCGUAUAUUACUGUAGCAAAAGUUAUCACCCAGUAUAGGGAUUCUUUCACUCCUGUCUUUUGAGAAGUAAAUUAUUUUUAAUAAUGCAAAACUUGUUUAUUUAUUGUGUGCUAUUUCUUCUUGUGGAGUUCAAAAGCCGGUGUUUGGUCAUGGGGAUCGAGAUAACCCACAUUGAUUGGCAAAUUUGGCCCCCUUUUGUGCUCAAGAUAUUGAGGUUCCGUGACAUAAAGGAAUCGACAUAAUCAAUGAGAAAAUGCAAAAGCAAAGAGAGAAAAACGUUGACUAAAUAGGGUUGGCAACACAACCGCGGUCGAGACUGUAAUGCACAUGAUACUACUUAUAGUAACAGAGGUGCCUCCAAAGGAUAAUAUAUCAUUAAACAGUAAACAGUUUAUGUCUUCAUUAAAAACUUAAUAGACUUAAAUAUUAUAGUGUAGUUUUAUUAUUAUAUAUAUAUAUAUAAUAGUGUGGCAAAUUUUACUUUUCAUUAUCCCCAGUUGUGGCUGUUUUGAUAAUUUUGGAAAAGGUUCCACCGUGGUUACUAUAAUCUAUAUAUAGGAUAGUAUAGCUCAUGUAAAGGAAAACAUGAACAUGUAUUUUCGGAUCCAGGCAUUUCCCAUGGCCCGAAAUGCAUUUUUUCCAUUAUACGCAAUCUCAGGAACACUUCUAUCAAAUAAACAUUUCACAAAUCCUUCAUAAUUACAGACAUCUCACCACUUAUGACACACUACAUCCAAUUAUUACUAGAUAUACCUAAGUCCCUGUAGCAUAAUAAUAUUAUUAGACCCUAUCCCUCAAUUCAUUAUUUAAUGAUCAGUUGUAGUGUUAGGCCACUUCUUAGGAUAGUUGGCUAGGCCUAUAGCUAUAGGUUAAAUUCAACGGUAGUGACUUAUUGAGUUUGAGUGACUGACUGAUUGAUGAUGAAAUAGAAGAAUGUCUAAGCCUACUAGUAAUAAUUACUUAAAUAACUUAGUAAUACCCAAAAUAAAUCUUGUAGAUACUUCGAUACGCAUCCAUGCAUCCUUCUGAGCAGGUCGAAAAAUGGCGAUAAUAUUUGCGGCACAGAUUCUAAAAAGGAUUUCCUAUUAUUUUGGUUAAGUGUGUUUUACGUCAUUGUUGUACAUAAUUUAUUGAUUUCCUCAUCAGUGAUGUUGCAACUUUUCUUUUCGUUUUGAAAUUACUGAAUUUGAAGCAAUUUUUUUUCACAUGCAUAUCUGUAUACCCAUCUGGUUAAGAUUUGAUCACAUAAUAUUGUUGUUCUUAAUUUGGGACAUCCAUUUUUUUUACCUUCCCAAUAAUCACACCCCCGCCUCUGCAAAUCAUAGAAAUAAAUCAUAUUCACUUACCAUUGUGGUAUGGAAGUAAUUAAAUGUGUGUGUGUGUGUGUAUAUAUAAUAUACAUACAUAUAUAUAUAUAUAUAUAUAUAUAUAUAUAAUAUAUAAAAAUAAAUAUGAAAUAAAGUCACCACAUUAUCAAGAUAUUUUAUUAUCCUUAUGUUCCACACAUUUUCCCAAAGAACAUUUACAAGCACAAUUAUCCAUUUGAAAUAAUUCCACAAACUAACAUAAUAUUUGACACAAGCAUUUUUCAAAAAAGCAAAUUCAGUGGCAUAGAAACUAGCCAUAAAUCACAGAUAAUCUUAUUGUGGAACUUUAUUUAAUAACUUUUAAGCUAUUUUUUCCCCCUCAUUUUGAAGUAUUGGGUAGAAACGACUAGGGUUGCAAGAUUAAGAAAUAUAUGACACAACUAGAGAAAUCUUUGUUUUGGUACUAAUUCUCAUUUUAAAAAAUAAAAAAAAAAUUAAAAAAUCACUCCAAUAAGAUAUAGCUUAUUGAUUAAUAUUUUACAAUAUAUCUCUCUAAAACAAAUCCUCAUCAACAUAUAUUAUAUAUGUAUUGAUAUGUCAUAAUAAAUCUCAUCUUCAGAUUUAAUUCCGAACAAAAGGGACCACUUCUGGUUCAAAAUAUUCAAUACUGUUUAGUGUUUUUGUUUGUGUAACACAACUGAUGAUCACAUUUAAAAGUGUCCUGAAUUUCACCAUCAUAGCUGCACCAAUAGUAACACAAGCCACCACAUGUUUUUUUAAAGAAAUAUGAAAUUGAUCUCAGUGAAUAUUUUCAUGCUAUUGUCUUUGAGCCUGGAUAGCUCGCAAAUAUAUUUAUUAAGAGUGUUUGCUUUGUUUUUUGAGCUAACCAAACAUAACCAUCUUAGAGUCAGUUUAAGCUAAUAAACUUCAUACUGCUUAAUCUCAUAAAACACCAUACUGCUAAUGAAUUCAUAGCAACAGUUUGUGGUAGAUAAGGCAUGUUUAUUUCCUGAAAUAAUGUAUAUAAAAAACAUUAUUUAAUGCCAUCCAACAUAUCUACAAACUGAUUUAGAUUAUUUUGGACCCCCCCCCCCCCCCAAAAAAAAAAACAAAAAAAAACAACCCCAACACAUUGUAUCUACAAAAUGGGUCAAAUCAUUUGAUCUAUUCUAAGAUUAUAUCUAUAAUGAGGUGAAUUAUGAGGUUAUGUAAUACAUCUUUUAUCCACAUUAUUUUGUAAAAAUUAAUUAAAUAGUUAUCUAACUUUAUCCUUUGAUAUUUGACAACAAAUAGAAAGACAAUGUAGUUGCUAAAAAUACCUUUUAAAAUAUGCAGUUUGCCUAAUGUUUCCAUGACUAUUUGUGUUUUGAUGGGUUUAUUAAGCCUUUUUAAGCAAAAAUUGUGCAAUUUAUAAUGAAUGUGGUAAAAAUCUAAUGCCCAAUGCUAUAUUGGAUUCAACCCAGUUGUGCUUCAUUGAUUUUUUUUUAGUCAGUAAGUCUCUAUUUUAAUUUUUAAAAACUAGAUCUAAUAAUGCAAUUUACUUUUAAAAUAAUAUCCUUAAUGUACUGAAUUUAGUCAAUAUACAACUAUCUGCUAAAGUAUUUUUUUUUAACUUGUCCUGACAGUAUUUUUAAUAAUUUAGGAGCAAAUUAACUAAACUUUUUAUGUUAAAUUUCUUCAAAGAUUGCCUUUUCAUAAAUUUAUGAUAUUAAAAAUGUCAUGGACAUUUUGAAAUUGGUAUAAAUCAAGAUAAUAUCAAAUGAUUCUUUAAGUAAGUUAAAUAACAUAUGCAUGUUUAACCUGAAUAUAUCCAACCUAAAUGAAUUGGUUAGGCAAAUGACCAUGAUAAACUUUAUUGGUUGCUCAGUUUUGAUCAUUUUUUAUUGUUAUUGUUGAGAUGGGGAUGCAUAAUGAAGCAAUUAUUUGCAAAUCAGAAUUUGAUUCUGAGAACAUUUUAUUAUCAAUUUGUUCUUUUGUGUUUCUUUUCUUUUUUCUUUAUACAAAUGUUUUGAAUAGGUGAUGGUGUUUCCAAGAAGAGCCCUAACUCAUGUACAUCAUACAUGCCAACCUGUACAUUUUACCCAUACUUUGUACAGAUUUUAACAGUUGUUUGGAUUGAACGGGUGUACAGGAAUCUUUAUGGGUUUUCACUGGAUUUAGAAAAGAAAUGUUUUUUGCUAACUACAGUGAAGAUAUACUUUUGAAAAAUCCUAGCUGCCAAUGCUAUAAAUUCAAUGUUGGUCUACAGGAAGCUGCAUCCUCUUGGGCCCUUCAAAUGCCCUUGACCCAAAUUCAGGGAUUGGUAGGGACCCCAUCUAUAUUUAGAGACUGAGCACGGUUUGGUUGAGACCAUUCAUUAAUACUAUAGCAUUGUUCAGUAGUAGCUACUUUAAGUAGUAAACUGUCAUCAUUAUCAGUGGCGCUACAGCCCAUGUAGGAGCCUGGCCUGCUCCACUACACCCUUCCAUUCAAAACGAUCCAUGGCUUUCCGCCUCCAUGCGGGAACCCCCAACUGGUGUAAAUCCUUCUCUACAUCGUCGAUCCAUCCCAGCCUUGGGAGACCGGUGAGUCGUUUCUGCCUGUAGAUCAAUUUUGCUGCUCUUCAUUCCGCCAUCCUUUCAAUAUGUCCUGCCAAGCGCAGUGUGCCUUUUUUUUUUAUUGUUGCGACUAUGUGUAUAAUUGGUAUAGCUCUUGGUUUGCACAGAUUCUUCAGAUAUCAUUUUCCAUCACGAGGCCAUAUAUUUUUCUGAGGAUUUUCCUCUCCCAUGUAUUGAGAAAGUUCUCUGCAUUUCUGGUAAGGGUCCAAGUCACUACUGGUCUUAUGAUAGUGGUGUAUAUUGUAUUCUUUGUUCCCCUUGAGAGGUUUUUGGUUCCCAGUAGUUUUUGUAUGCUGAAAUAGGAACGGUUGCCUGCUGUUAUCCUUUCUUUCACCUCUGACAUUAUUUCAUUGUGCUCGUUUGUAGUUGCCACUAGAUAUUUGAAUGUAUCCACUCUCUAUAUUGAUGUUGUCAUCAGUGUGGGAAUUUCGUGACAUUAACAUAUAUAUUGUCUUUGGUUUAUUUAGACUGAGGCUUUAUCAAGUUCCCUGAAUGCUUUAAUUAUGUCAUUACUGUCUCUACCUAGUAGUGCUAUAUCGUCAGCAUAUGCCAGGUACUGCAAUGGUUGGCUAUAUAAGAUUCCUGAUGGUUGCUGUUGUUCUGUAAUACCUCUCUGGAAGUAGUUUGUUAUGGUUCCACUGGUGCUCGUGUGUAUGCUUUUCUAGGCUGAUGUUAAACAGGAUACAAGAUAGUGAUUCUCCUUGUCUGAGGUCCGAAUUAACUGGGAACUUCCUUGAGUAUUCUCCCUGCACCUUGAUUCUGCGUUUGGAGUAAGCCAUCGUCAUAUGUUUGAGCCGAGUAAGCUUGUUAUGGACUCCAAGUUCUUGUAGAACGUUGUAUAAAUAAUUCUUGUCUAUGCUAUCGUAUGCUGUUUUGUAAUCCAUGUAUAGUUGGUGUAUGCCAAUGUUAUAUUCGUAACAUUUCUCCAGGAGACAUCUUAUAGUAAAAAUAUGAUCUGUGGUUGACCUAUUUUGCCGGAAUCCCCAUUGGUAGUCCCCUAGGAUCUGUUCACUAUACUUUUUCAGUUUUCUUGCUAUAAGUUUUGUGAGGAUUUUGUAAAUUACAUUAAGGAGGGAAAUUCCUCUGUAGUUUGAGCAGACCAACUUGGGUCAUUUUUUGUGAAUUGAGAUUAUGAGUGCAGUGUCCCAUUCUAUUGGCAUUUCUUUCUCCUGCCAGAUUCUGGAUAUGAGGUUGUGAAAAUUUUUUGCUCACAACAGUGAGGAUACACUUUUGAAAAUCAUAGCUGCCGAUGCUAUAAAUUCAAUGUUGGUCAACAGGAAGCUGAAAUCCUCUUGGGCCAUUCAAAUGACAUUUGGCCCAAAUUCUGGGAUUGAUAGGGUAGGGACCCCAUCUAUAUUUAGAGACUGAGCACAGCUUCGUUGAGACCAUUCAUUAAUACUAAAGCAUUGUUUGGUAAUAGCUACUUUGAGUAGUUUACAAAUCGGUUUGUUUAAUUCUUGUUAUAAAUUCUUAUUAACACUUCUUUAUUUCCACAUCGCGCCUAUGGGGGAAAAAACACCUACUAUCUGCAUGACAUUUCUCCCAUUACGGUGAAAAAUAAGGCCAUAAAUUGACGUUAAACAUAAUAAUUCUGUUAUUGUCAAGGUGUAAACGUGCUAAAAUGCAUUUUCAUGAAAAUUAGCCUUAGCAAGAAGGCAAAGUUUGAAUGCAUUCAAAACAUUGAUUAUUAAAUAAUGAACAAGUUUUAAAUGAGACUUUUUUUUCUUUCAAAUUUUCUUCUUUUGUAUGGUUUUUCAUGCUGUUGUACAGUUUUAAAAAAAACUUUUGUACAGUUCUUGAUCCCAACAGGUUGACAUGUAUGAUUUACAUUUUAUGUUCAAAUGAAAUAUUAACAAUUAGAAAUGAAGGAAAAUGUGUUUUAUGAAAUGGGUUUGGAAUAGAUUUGUACCCUCUAUGAAGUUGGCAUUAUAAGUGCAUGCGUUAUUGCAAUAUUCAUCGCACCUUGAGUUUAAAAAAUAAUAAUAAAAUGGCUUUACACUGUCUAUUUUGGUAUGUAAUUAUUAUCAUUAAACUUUCACAGGGUCCUCAACACAUAACUUUUGCAGUGGUACAGAACUGGUCACUUGUUUUCAUGUGCAGAAAAGCUCUGUACUUGUUUUAACCCAAAUUCUUUAAAUUUUGAUUAAUAAAACUUAAGCAUAUCUUAAAUGUGUAUGUUUUGUGCUAUGCCAAGUAUAAAAAAUCUAACCUUUUGAAUUUGAACUUCUUGUACCACAACAUUUAAGCCAAAACUCCUAGUUGUUAAAUUGGCUCUUCACAUGCACAACUUCAAAUUUAAAAAAAAAAAGAGUCAUUUUUAACUUACGAGCCAGUGGGCCCAUUUUUAGGCGGGUAUUAAAAUUUAAAAAAUUUAUUGGAACGCUUGUCCUGUUUUCUUACCGACUCUGUCACUUGGCUCAUUUAUUGGACUAUCGUCAUUGCCUUCCUGUAUUUGGGAGUGUAAAAAAUCAUCAAUACAUUUCUUGUCAUACAUGGUUAAUUUCUCACUCAUGUGAAUCAAUCUCAGAACUCCCUUGGUAUUCUCAUGUUUUUGUUUUGUUUUGGGUUUUAAAUUAUUUAACAUUUGUUUUCUUAAAAUGUUCAUUUUUGGUGAUUGAAAAUAAAGAAAUAUAUACCUAAAUUGGCAUUUGAGCUAAUGAAUCUUAAUCCCUUUUUAAAACAUGGAUUAGGUGGAUGUGGGGGUUAAGUGAGGGAGUGAGUUUCUUUACACUUCCAGCAAUUAUAAUAAUUCUGAAAGAAAAAUGAGAAAAAAUUAGACUUUAUUACUGCAGUAUGUCUUCUUGGCAUGUCAUCUUCAAAGGGAAUUUCUUGGCAUGCCAUCUUCAAGGGGAAUAUUGUUUAUGCUCUGAUUUUGUCCUAUUUUGCUAGAUGUGACAAUUUUCCCUGGGCUUUCUUUUUACUAUAAAACCUUGCACUUGCAGACAUUUCAGUCUUAUAUAGACCUCAGUGAUGAUGAAUUUGAUGAAGAGCAAGAUGUGAGUACACUGUGUAGACUAAUAUGGAAUCGUACUGCCAUUUUGCUUUUAUAAUUGCUUUGGUAUUUGUGUGAUUUUUGCUUAACACCCCGGUUAUUGCCAUUAAAUUGCUUGGUUUGGAUUUAGAAUACUGAUAUAUUGGAUACACCCUGUAGCUCUUUUGUGCUAUUUACUUAAUAAAGUUUUAUAUACUAUAGUAGUUAUAUCUAAAUUUCAUAAACUCUAAAUUUACGACAUGUUCAAUAUUAAGAUGGCUUUGUGUGUAACAGUGAUCUUUACUAAUUUCCAGUUAGAAAUAGAUACUAUCAAAAUAUGAAUUGUGGGUGAACGUUUGUGUCUUCUUUAGGUCUACUUUUAGUUUUAUUCAUUUUAAAGUAAUCAACAAAUGUUUGUUUCAGUAACUAAAAAUCUUUUUAAAAUAUUAAAUUUAUCAAGGUUUUUUUUUUUUUUUUUUGGCUCUGUAGAAAAGGUUUGGUGCAUCCCAGCUGAUAAGAUAAAAAGUACUUUAUUACUAUUUCACCCUAAGUCAAGAGUCAAAGUUAUUGUUAACUCAACUCAAGCCAUAUAUUUAUUUGAACACUAAGUAUUGAAACAAAUAACUUAAUCUCCAUUCCUUAAGUGUUUGAAAAUCCACCUCUCUUCUGAUGAGUCAUAUAGUGUUGACUUAUAGACUUAUUAUGAAUCAAUAUUAUAGUCCAUAGAACGUACUAUUGCUAUCAAGGAAGAUGUCUGUGUAAAUAGUAUCAACAAAGAAAUCAAUCACAAACAUUGCAUUAGGUUUUACCUAUUUUUGGUUGUGGGUAAUAAAUGUAUAUAAAUAUUGAUAAUAAGAAGAAUAUCCUUUAACAUUUGAUUUUUACUAAUAACUUAUCAGUUGUUAAUUCAGCAUUAGACUGGUUGUACACCAUUUUAUUAAUUUACCAGCAGUUUAUAUCAUCUUUUGUUCAAAAGCUUUCACAUAAAAAAUUUUGAUUUUUUUUUCUCUACUUCUGUUCCAAUCUAAAAGCUAGAUUCACAUAAAUUUUUUUAAAUAUAAAAUGCAGGAAAUAGUGAAUAGUGAAUCUUCAAUUAGUUUUUCCUUUUUUAAACAUCAUGCAAAACAAUAACUUUUUACCCUCAUUUCUUUUUUUUUCUUUUUUAUAAAAAUUUGUUCUUGAUUCACAUCUCAAACUUUCUGUCACUAUCUAUAAUUUAAACGACUUCCAAACAUCUUUUGCAUAAAUGCUUGCACAUUCAGUUUUUUUAUUUUAUUUAGGAUUGUGAGACAUGACUGCUUGUACUCUUACGGUGGUUUCAAGACUAAAUGUUUUUGUAAAAACUGAAUUUUAAACAAAAUUGUUGACAGUGGAUGAAUUAGAAUGUUUGAUGAAGCCACAUAAACUAAUACAAAAAUAAAUGGGGAAUAUUAAAAAUAUUGAUAAACUACCAACACUUUGCCAUGCAUGGACUUACGUAAAUUAAUUGCAUGCUGAUUUAUUGUAUGUCAUUAUUAACCAUGAUGCUUUAAGUAAUGAAUUCUCUAAGUUAAGAUAUCAUUGCUUGCAUUUUCUUGCAUGUUUUUUUUUUAAAUUUGUUAUUGCAGUAUUGUGCAAAAUGGUGACACUAAUUUUUAAAAUGUUUAAAUGAUAGAUCUGCUUUAAUAAGAAUUGUUAGAACACUAAUGCCGUCACAUUUUCUAUUUCAUCAUAAUAUCUACUUCAGUGCAAGGAACAUGUUUGAGUUAAUUAUAGGAAGCUUAGUAGUUGAUGAGCUAAAACACUUUUGAACCAUUGCAUCACCCAUACGAAGAAAUAGUUGUUAUUGAAGUGAAAUUGUUCGAUGGGGAGAGAACUCUUUAAAUUUAAUCAAAUGUCUCAUUAUUGUCACAUUGAUUGAAAUCUUGUGUUGGAGUAGUGGCAUGGGUGUAAGGUGUGAUGGAGUGGAGAUGUCUAUAUGCUUAAUUUGUUAUCAUGGGGGUUUGGGGGGGGGGGUGUUUAAUGUGUGUGCGUGUGAUAUUUUGAUCUCUAGAGACACUGUUAUAAACAUAAGGUUGUCCUACAAAAGUCAGCAUUAGUUUUUAUUUCUCUCUUAUGCGCUGUAUUUUAGUCUUUCAUUUGGAAACAUUAACUAAUGUUUGCAAAUAUUGUCUUAUUGAACUCGUGCUAACAAAAGAAUGAGUGAAACAAGUUUUGAAGUUAUAUAUGUUUCAAAAAUAUUUUUUUAAAUUUUUUUACAGGAAGAAGUUGAAAAGGUAGCAUCAGCAUUUUUUGACAAUCUCCAUGAGCCAAGAAAAUUACAGGGUUAGCUUUGUUUCUUUAUUUUCCAGAAUCGUCUCUAUUAGCAACGUUUAGUACUUUGAGACUCAUUCCAUUUUACUUUUACAAGGUAUUUACAUGCCGGUUACUACUGAGUGUUAGUUUGUUUUAUAAGAGAUACAUUUGAAGCAAAUUUCAUAUUUUAUAACAAUGAAGACAUUUCUUACCACAUACUAUUUCUUUAUUUUAACACCAGGAGAACGAGUUAUAGCAGGAGCAGACAGUGUGCUGAUGUUUGCUCCAUUUUCCAAUAGAAAGCAAGGCAUCUCUGGACAUGUGUUUGUUACAAACUUUAAAAUAGCAUUCGUUACAGCUGACAAGUCAUCUUACCCUGAUGGUGAUGUAAGUAUGGUGUGUCUUUGCAAUAAGACUUAAGUUGUUUUUUUUCAGCAUCCUUAGGUAGAGAUUGGGUGGGUUUUUAGUACUAACCAGGAAUGUUCCCUCCAAGGUUUGCUAGUUCGUGUGCAAAAUCAUUCAGUUGUGUGCAAAAUUUUACAGCCCACAAACACACACUUACAUGGAAAUAUGCUGCGCGGAUACUCAAAACUGCUGCGCGGAUACUCAAAACUGCUGCGCGGCGUCUGUGAGUGAGCUGGGCAGCCGCGCAGCUUAAAGGGAACAUUGCUAACCAGUAAUAUAUAAAAAAUACUUGCUGAAGAACAUUUAAUGCUAAAAUUAAGUACUGUUGUUUUAUUUUUAGAAUAAUAGGUCAUCUCAGAGAAAUAAACUUCUUGAAAAUACUGACAUUCCUUUGACAUGUGUGGAUACUAUUUAUCAAGGUUGGUACCUGCCAUUAUCUAAUUAUCAGUAUUAAGAAAUAGCUGGCAUUUACAAAAAUAUUUUUUUCAUUAUUAUUUUAUAUUUUUGUUUUUGUUAAAUUUGUUUUGUAUUCUUAAGGAACUAUAUAAACUUGAUUUAGAUUUUGUUAUCUGUACCAUCUCGCUUGCUGAAUUUAUUCAAAUUCCUUAUGGAAAUACAUUUGUGAAAGUAUCUAAUAAAUGCAUUCUUAUUUAUCAUUUGAAUUUAAAUAUAACUUAAUGUAAAGUAUUAAUAGAAAUUAAAUUAUAUCUAUUUUGAAGUUUUAAAUAGUUAAUUUUUUUAUAAAAAUCAAAGGUUUUGCCAACUUUUAAAAAUUAUGGAAUCCUGAUUUGUGCAUUACAAUCAUAUCGUUAAUGCAGUUGUUGCUGUAGUCCAAAGGGCACUUUGAAAAUUAUGGGAAAUUCAAUUUGAUUAUAUGCUAUUUGACAGAAUUCUACUCAUUAAAGGAAUUGAAGAAUGAAAUACUAAAAAAAAUGUAAAAGUAACUGUAAUUAGCUUUAAUGCACUUAGAUUUACAAAGAAAUAUAAAAUAAAUUUAAUUUAAAAAUUUCAAAAUAAUUGAAUAACUCAUAAAAAUGCAUUAGGAUAUAUUUUUGAGAAUUAAAAUAUUUUACACCUGUCAGAGCAGUACAGUUAAAUUGAAUUAAAAUUGUAAAAAUAACAAAAAAUUAAAAUUAAUAAUAUUUACUUGACCAUGUUCCCCCAACAGUUAGUUCCGGAGAAAGACGUAGAAAAGUAAUUCCAGGAAACACUGUCACUACUCCUACAAAAUAUUUAGAGAUACAUUGCAAGGUAAAAUAGUUACAAUAUGAAAUUGCUAGACCACAGGUGCGCAACCUUUUCCAAGUCAUGAUCCAUCUUAUGGAAGGAAAUGCCCUGAUAGAUUAAAAAAAGCCUUGGUAAAAGAGAAAUCACAGAAAAUAUUUCAGUACAACUAUAUAGCAAUUUAAAUUAUUACAUUUAAAGUAAUGAUAUAAAUUAUAUAAUUACAAAAUAACUACAAUCUACAUUUAAUGUGAUGAAAAAUAUUGUAUAACUCAUUUGGAAGCUUCAAAAUUAGAGUUUUUGUUUAUCCAAACCUCAUGUCAUUCUCAACUCUUCAUCCUUUUCUUAUUUUACAAAUGUACGCUCACAGAGAUGUGUAGAAGCAAAUUGUAUUACAAAUUGAAACUCAUGAAUGGUUACAUUUGGAUAAUACUAAUGCAUAACACACCAGAAUUGAUGCGAUGAUAUUGAUUUUUAUCUCCCAAAAACUGCCUAUAUAUACACUCUGGUUUACCUGUGCGUCACUUGGAAACACACAUUAUAAAACUUAACUCCUCAUAUUUGUAUGGGUUAUAGUCGAUAUUGAAAAAUAUAUUACUCAACAUUUAAGACAUUGAUUUAAAAUGAAAAUUGCUUUGAAAUCAUUAUUUUUUUAGAUCUGUUUCAGCCAGCUACCCCAAAGAAAACCCAUUUAGGGUUUAUGUCAAGCAUAAAUUAAGACCAAAACUCAAAUGGCCAAGAUACUUCUAUUUCUUUGAGCUGCAGCUGUAUUGUGAUUUCCUUUUAACCUCUAAAUCACAUCAGGCUAUCUAAGAUUGGUUGGGACAAUCCUAGCCUGUAUCAGAAUUCCUGUAUGCUAACUGGGAUUUUUAUGGGACACAUCUUUUUUCCCUACUCUUUUAAUUUUUAAAGGAUAACCUAUCAAUUAUAAGAAUAAUAAAAUUAAUCUGUGAGAUUUAUUUAAGAAUAAAACACAUGAAAACAGUGUAUAUAUAAACACAUAUGCACAAAAAAUGUAUUGUUAGAGAACCAUGGAAUAACAUCAUUUAAACUACCAUAGCAAUAAUGCACACAAAAAAAGCCCAUAACGCCCAGACCACAAAUAAUAAUAAUUACCUGUAGCUUAGCACAAAUAGGUGCUAACAGCAUUGGUUCAGCUUUUGAAAUGAAAUUUUCUUGUUUUAUUUCUUAAAGGAAAAAAGUUAUUUAAGCAAACCUCUUAUAAUUAUAACUUAUAAAAAAGAAUCCUUUUGAAAUUUUUUACGAUCAGUUAAAAAUAAUACUGGUUAUAUUUGAAAUUUAAGUUUAAUGUAUUGUCUUUUCUUGGACAGGAUUAUCAGAUACACAUAUUUGGAUUUAAGUUUACACCAAAAGACCAAGUUAAACAGGUUGGUCUUUUACAAAGCAAUUUGAUACUUAAAGAAGUGUUUUUUAAAAGCUGUAAUCUUGAAAAUAUUAUUUUAAAAAUUAAGUUUUCUGCACACAUCAUCCAGAAGGACAGCUUGCAGAAAAGUAGGAAAGCAUUCAUUUAUUAUUGGCUUAAAAGUGGGGUACCGGUACACAAACAGGUCAGUUUAGAGUCAGGUUUCUUGAGUUAGAGGAUUGUUUUUAGAAAACAAUGCUAAACCCAAUGAGGAAAGUGUGUUCAAAAUCAAAGAAAAUUGUUCUCUUUGUUGAAAUCCUUUAGUCUGAUCUAAAGUUAAUAAAUUCAAUAUAAAUCCAUUAAAAAAUCCACUGGCUUAUUCCACCCACCUUCUCCACCUUAAAUGUAUUGCAUUGAGAAUAAAAUGAUGUAACUGACAUGCUCCUCAAUGGCACACCAUAUGGCAGCAUCACUGGUCAGGUCCACUUUGCAGAGGAGAGUCCCCAUUUUAAUGUAGCCCAGAUGUUCAUUUUCCUCUCUGUGCAUAAGUCUUAAAUGUUUUGGAAUAAGAGGGGCAUUUGCUUCAGUUUCUUUAUAUGGCUAUUGAAAUAAGGGCCUACUCUUACUAUCAUUAUAACAAAUUGCCCUAAAUUUUUAAUUGCAUAGGAAUUUAAAACAAAAUACUCAAUGAUGAACGGCUAAUUAAUCAGCAUCUACCUGAGCUAGAGAGUUUGAUAAAUCAGUAAACUGCCACUUUAGUUAUUGGUGUAGCCCCAGUCUGGAGAACUUAAAAAGGUUUAAAUGAUGACCCUGCCUUUGUCAAAUAAAUUAUUUUCUACUGUAUUACAUGCUAAUAACUGGAUAUUUUAUAAGAUCCUACUGUGGCAACUUUUCAAGCUGUAAUAUUAAAUGUCCAAAAUAAAAAUGAAGCAUAAUCUUUUCUCCACCCUAGGCCUAGAGUUUGUGAAUGACAUUAUUCUGCAUGCUAAGGUUCUUUCCUUUCGCUUUUUUUUUUUUUUUUAACACAUCUCUUUUUGUCAGCAGAAGAAUGUUUUUAGCACCAACGAGUUUGUUAUUUUGCUUUAUCUCAAUUUCUGAGAUCUGCUUUACCGUGUGGGUGAACAUAUCCUUGAUAUUUAUUCAGCAGCUAAAAUGUGCUAAUUGAUUUACACCUAUUACAUUUUAGGUCACUGAUGCCAUAGCACACUUUUCAUACCCAUCAAAAGAUGAUUUACUGUUUGCAUAUGAAUUUGGCCACAGCAGCCAGUUUGAAGGUACAGUCAUUGUUUUUUUUUUCAAUUUUAAUUCAUCAAUGACUUUCUUUUAAUUGUUUUUAUUUUUUUAACAACAAAUGAUUCAUCAUCUAAACUGAGACAGCAUUGUAAUAUAGUUCAUAUUUUCACAUGAGUAAGCCACUUACCAACUUACUCACUAUCAGAGUCAAAUUCUGAGGCACAACAAUUUCUUCAGCUUAUGCCUAUAGUCAGAAUAAAAAGAAUCAUUACCUUUUUCAUUACAAUCAAAGAUCUCCAAGUAUCUGUGUGUUUUCCAGCCCUCUUUCCUACAUGCAGGAAUUGAGUGGUCAUCAAUUGCUAUAAUUAGCAUCACUGUUUAUGCUCAGUAAAAUAAAAAUUGAAAGAACAAAGUACAACUAUUUUUAAAUCAUAAAACUGAAGUUUUUACUUUAUCCAUUAUAUUUGAAAAAUGUAUUCCCUACCUUCAGAUUAUCAGUCCCCACAAUACUUGGUGAGAGAAGAUUGGGAGAAAGAGCUUGAGCGACUCCAAUGUACAACUAUGUGGAGAGUUUCGGAUGCCAAUUACAAUUUUCAAAUAAGCACAAGGUAAUCUUAUUUUUUAGAGAGUAAACUAUUAUUAUAAAUUGAUACCUUUAGAAGAUGCUGGAUUGUGCAGCUCCAAAAGUGAUCUACUGGCAGUAAACUAUGGGGUAGAUGGCUCACCAGUUGACCAAGACUGAGAUGUAUUGGCAAUGUAAGGACUUGCAUCAGCUGGAGGUGGAAUGCAAUGGAUCGAUGUUGUUGAGCAGGCCAGGGCCCUUCAUGGGCUGUAGCGCCACUGAUAAGAUUAUAAAAUUUUGAUUUUGUAUCCUUGCCAACCUAAGAUUUCAAUAUGAAAUCUUUGCUCUAAUUAAUUUUUACCCUAUAUAUAAGCUGAUUAACAAACAGCUCACUCAAAACAAUAGUUAAAAAUACAGUGGAACCUCUCAUAACGAGCAUAAUUCGUUCCAGAAUCUUACUCGUUAAGCGAAACACUCGUUAAACGAAACAAUUUUUCCCAUACAAAUCAAUGUAAAAUACGAUGAGGCGUUCCAUGCUGAAAAAUACUCAUUUUUCAAACAUUUUUAUUAACAUUAAUUAUGAAUUGUUAAGGAACGUAACAACUUGGAAUACAAUUUAGAUUUGAAACAAAAAAGUAAAUAAAAAUAUGAAUUUAUGACAAAUAAUUAAUCCUUUUUAACUAGAAAACUGUCUAAAGACAUUUGUUUUUGCAGACGCUUCAAAAUUUGAUGAAAAUGUGUCACAGCAUUAUCAUUGAAUAAAUUUGUAGCAUGAAUAGCCACCUCCUUAUUAGGGUGAUGCUACUCAAUGUACGAUGCAACAGUUUCCAAUGCUCUCAGUAUUUCUCUUAUUGCACUAGAAGAUUGUUGCUCUGCUACUUCCUCCUCCAUUAAUGAGCUCUCCUCCAUAAUUUCUUGCUGUGAAACACAAUGCAACUCCAUAAUGUCGGGAAAAGGGGACUUCCCCUUUCUGCGUAACUCGUUAUGCGAAAUGUCACUCGUUAAGGGAGCAACUUCUUCACAUUUUUUUGCUCGUUAUGCGAAUUACUCGUUAUGAGAGGUGCUCAUUAUGAGAGGUUCCACUGUAUAUCUUUUAAAAAAUGGGAUUUAUUCUGCUUUGCCUUAUUUUUCUCUUUAUAGUACAUAUACUGUUUACUUACAAGUUUUUCGUGUAUCUCUGUUCUGAGCUUUCCUUUAUAGGUCAUUCCACUUCUGCCUUGCUAUUUUUCUAACUCUAACCAGUUCCCUCCACCAUGUGGUGGGAUUGGCAAUGCAUUGAUUUUUCUCAAUUUAAAUUUUAGCUGUUCUGGUUCUUGUAAUAUCAGACCUGUUUACUUGUAUGAUUUUGGUGUACAAUGUACGAUUUUGAGAUUUCUUUUAGGAUUGUACGCCAAGACCCAUCAGAACUACGAUUUAAAGAGACAGGGUUGAAAAUAUACACAUUCCGAUAGUUUUUCCAAUUUAAAAAAAAUAAUACUAAUGAUUCAAAAGUUAAUUUUCUGUUGUUAGUUUUAAUUUGCAAUUGCAUUCCACAUCCAUCAGAAUCAUUACCUUUAGAAAAUAUGAUUGGUUGGGGACCAUGUGUAAUACAUUACUUGUGAGCUGAGAGGGGAAUGGAGUGGUGUUGAUUUUAGGAGAUUUUGGUGGGAGAGGGUGGCCCAAAUAUUUAAUUCUAUACAAAUUAACAGCGUCACAUUUUUGUAAUGAUUGGGGAGGGGGGGGGGGGGUGUCUCGGUAGAAUGUAUGUACAUUAUUAAAAAAUUCUACAAUAUUCAGAAACUCUGAAAGUAAAAAAAAUAGCAUAUUUAAAUCUCAAAUCCUGUAAAAAUAAGCGUCACAUUUUUGUAAUGAUUGGGGAGGGGGGGGGGGUGUGUCUCGGUAGAAAGUAUGUACAUUAUUAAAAAAUUCUACAAUAUUCAGAAACUCUGAAAGUAAAAAAAAUAGCAUAUUUAAAUCUCAAAUGCUGUAAAAAUAUCACACAAUGAUUUUUACGAAUUAUUUUCAAAGGGUUGCAAUGUAUUUUCACAAAUGAACUCGCUAGAUAUCCUCAGAUAGUACUAAGUAGUUGAGGUAUUACAGUAAUAUUUAGUCCACCUUAUGUUCAACAUGCAUGUGACUGAGGUACGGUUUGUUGGGCUAUGCCAGUGGCUCUAAAAAUUUUGUUCCUGGCGCCUAUGCCAAAGUCAGGUUUUCACCAGGCUCUGUGUGUUAAAUUCUAACAAGUACACUUCAAAAUGGUGAAUUCAUAAACAAAAUAAAAUAAAGCGUUGGGUAAAAAUAAAUGUAACACAUAUAACCACUAUCUAUUAUUAACUGCAAACAAAGGUUACUCAAGUGGGUUACUGUUUGCACCACUAACGAAAGAUGUCACAUUGGAUUAAAAAUGGAAAUAAAAUUAUGAAAAUUUUGUAAUAUUUCACAAUGCCCCUUAGAGGAAGCCGCAGCAACACAUAUAGAAAAAUAUGCACACACUCCCAAUGCUGACCAGUAAAAAUAAUAUUUUUAGCACCUCUUAAUUGUCUUUGUUAAGUAAAUGUGUUUUUAUAGUUCAAUUCACUAUUAAGGUCCUUUCUAAAGACAAUUUUGGCGCCUGUUGCUCUUGGCCCUGCACGAGGGCAACGAGCCCCCUGGGCGAUGUGGCUUAAACCACUCGUUGCGCCGAACAGGUAGCAGUGAAAACACAUGUCACAUUUUGAAUAAUAGUAUAACUUCAUAAUUAUAUAAAGAUUAUUAGAUGCUUUUUUUUUUUUAAAUUUUGGGGGGGGGGGUCCCCUAAAAAAGUUUGUGUGCAACAGGAGUAAGGGAUUAGAAAAUUUGAAUUUUUACUAUAUAGAUGGCCCCCUCCUCGCUUUUCUUGGCUUGACAUAAUUAUUUAUUACAGCUUAACCACUGCGAGAAAACUAGAGAAUGCAUUCUCAACAGGUCCGCAAAGCAUUAUUAGAUUUUGACAUUUUUUAGGACUAAGGCGGCCAUUUAAAUCAAAGAUUAGAACGGGCAAAAAAGCUUUAAGAUUUUUAAUAUCCCUUCCACCAUUUACAGCUUUUUGAUCUGACUUUGAGUUUGAACCUUUUUUAAAUUUCACCAGUAACUUCAUUUUUACAGUAACAGACUGGGACAAUGUGAUCUUCACAUACACCUAAUUUAUUAAUUGAUAUCUAUAGCAGAUACACGUAUGCAAAACAAAGUGACCGCAGGUUGCAAAAUAAACGUCAGUCAUCUACUUUUUACAUUCAGUUCCCUUUUUUCAUGCAAGCUUAACUCAGUCCUGUUAGACGCUCGAUGCGAGUAGUUAUACAUUAUAUAUACUGUAUGUUUAUUUAUUAUUUACAAUUAGAAUACUGCAUUUUACGAUUUUAUUACAAUAUUGGACAAUUUUAGGAGUUUGAGGGUAAACAAGUUUGUAAUAUAAAGUUUGAUCUCUUUUUUUUCAGUUUGCCAGAGUAUUUCAUCACACCUAUUAACUUAUUGAACACUGACAUUGUAAAGGCAGUAGCUCAGUAUGUCGACAAAAGAAUUCCAGUAAGUACCUGGUGCCAAGCAGUGGUGAUUACCUUCACUUUUAAAAUGUCUACAAUUAUUUCUUACUUUUAAAAAUAAACAUUUUGAAAUGAUUUUAUAUGUUUAAACAUCAUGUUCUCUUAAAAACCAUUUCACUGUUUUCUAACCAUAUUUCAGACCUGGUCAUACACAUAUGUUAAUGGUGCUAGUCUUAUUAGAACAUCAUUCAUGCAGCCAGAAUCGGAUUUUAAAGCUUUGGAAGAAAAGUAAAGUUUUUCUUGUACCGUUAUUGUUAACCAGCAAAAAGUUAAAAUAUUACAUUAUUAGUUAAAAAUUAAAUUUUUAUUUUGUGAACUUUUUUUUUUUUUAAAGCUUAUUUAUCUUUUUAUUUUUCAUAUAGGAUUACGAAUUUAUUAUUAUUUUUUGGUUACCUAUACAAAGCACAUUUUAUUUGAAAAUCAUUAGGCAUUUGUACAAAACCACAAAUGUCUGUUUAUAGUGUCUAAAUUUUGGUCAAAGUUUAAACAUUUUAAAAUAUAGGCCCUACCUCUUAUUUAAAAAGAUGCACAUAAUGUAUGCACGCUUAAAACGGGCUUAAAACACGUAGCCUAACCACAAAAGUUGUGACAUAUGUAGUAAUCAAUUUUAUUUGAAAGUUUAACUUAGAUGUAUUCUUUGUAUUAUUUCUAAGGAUGUAUAAUGCCAUCAAACAGUCUAGUGGUAAUGACAAAGAUCUAUUCAUAUUAGACCUUGGACGAAUCUGCCCAUCUCUUUUAGACAUCAGGACAAGUCAUGAAAAACUUAAAAAUAUCAUAAUGACAGGUUAGGAUUCAUCAAUCCAAGUUUUUUUUUAAAUCUCCUCCCGUCUAUCAGGCUGCUCAGCGUCCCUUUUAAGUUUCUUCUGUUUGCAUAAAUAAUGUUAAGUAGAAUGACAUCAAACUGAGAAUGACGUAAAAAUGGAAUUUAAAAAAAGAACUUGAUGUAAAACUUUUCAGAGAAGCACAAAAUAUGCUCACUGUAUUACUAAUCAUCAGUUGUUCAGUUUCUAAACAUUUCAAUAUUGGAAUAUUAGAAUAACCAUAAUGGAAUAUUAGACAUUGCAGUUACUGGUAUUUCUUUGCAAGUAAUACAAUUUAUAUGGAAAAUAAAUUAAUAAAAAGAUUGUGUACAUUAACUCCAUAUGGCAUAACUAAACUCACAAUUUUACACACGGUAGCUGCAAUGUUUUUUUUCCUGUUUGGUUUUUUACAUUCUACUUCCAUCCACUUUCUAUCCAUCAUUAGGCACUUUCGCCCAUUCUUAUUCUUUUCUUUUUUCCAGGUAGGAUACAUAUAUAUAUAUUAUAUUAUAUUAUUAUUAAUAUAUAUUUCUUUGAAUGUUUUUUGUUGUACUGAUAAAGCCAUUUGCCAAAAAGUUUACAUUUGUAUUCUGUAUAAACCAUAAUUAAAGCUUUACAUAUCUUGUUUUAUUUGCACAAAUUUUUUGUGUCUCAUUAAUCCAAAAAUCAACUGUAAUUUUUUCAACAGAUUCUGCCAAAGAUUUCUACAGCUCAGAUUCAAGGUGGUUCUCUAAUCUGGAAAAUAGCCAAUGGUUACAACAUGUGUCAAGCUGCCUCAAUGCUGCAAACCAUGUUGUCAAUCAAAUUAUAAGAGAAUCUUUAACUGUAGUUCUAAAAGGUAAAUGCCCAACUUUUGUUGCUUGUAGUUAAAUAGCAAAUAUCAAAGCAAAUUUUAUUGAGUUCAGCUAAGAUCAAGCAUAAGUUUCUCAUUUGUUAUCUUGCAUAAGUCAGUCUGUUGUUCACAUCUCACACAAAUUACUACCGUAAUUAGUUUAUUUUUUUGUAUAAUCUCACACGUCAGUUUAUUUUUUUUAUAAUCUCACACCAAUCUGUUCAUUGAUAAUGCUUGCAGAAGAAAGUGGUUGUGAUAUGACGUGCCUUGUGUCGUGUCUGGUACAGCUGCAGUUAGAUCCUGAGUACAGAACGAUUAGUGGUUUUCAGAGCUUGGUUCAGAGAGAAUGGAUAAUCAUGGGGCAUCCCUUCCAAAAACGCCUGCAUCUAAUUUGGACCCCAGACUCAAAUGCUGAACUGGAGCAGGUAUUUUUAAAAUCAAUUUUUUAGUACAUCAUCGAGCCUCCCAUUUUUAAUUUAAUGAAGCCAUUUAAGAGAUUUAAACACUUUCAAUCUGUGACAGCCCUAUCCCACCACCAGACAUGCUAUGUACACAUUGCUACAAAAGAAAAAAACGAACUCUCCCCAUUGUAAUAAAAUUUGAAUCCAGAGAUGCAAGACCAGGGAAAGCUACUGCCAAAUAUUUGGUUUAUAUCAAUUUGGGAAGGAGAUUUCAUUUAUAUUAACAGUGGUUUUAUUUCCCAAUGAUGACUAAAAACACCCAUUACCACAGUUGAGCACUUUGACAAAGUUUAACAAUUAGCACCAUGAAAGCAUUGUAAAUAAUGCAACAAAAAGCUGCUAUUUUGUCAAAUCCAGUUCACUUUAUUACUUGUAAUUAUAUCACAGAAUAGAUUUGUUCUGAAACAGUAUUUCCCACUGGCCUGGAUUUCACUAGGAAAAAUUUCUGAGUGUCGUUUCCUCUUAUCCUCCUCCUGGGUUAAUUAAGCCAUUGAAUACAUUUAAACAAUUUAAAUUAUUCCUUUUCUUUCUCACAGGCACCUUUGUUUUUACUAUUCCUGGAUUGUGUUUGGCAGUUGCUUCAACAAUUUCCCUCAUCAUUUGCCUUCACUGAAACAUAUCUGACAUCUCUUUGGGACACCUUACACAUUGGUUUGUUUGACACUUUUCUGUUUAACAGUUGUUGGCAGAGGAAAAAAUUUUUGAGUGAGGGUCGCAAAAUGACCAUUUUCCUACCCAGUGCUUGGGAUUGGAAGUUUCAGCUUGGAGAAGAGCAAUUGUUGUUAUUUAAUAACCCCCUCUACAUGUUGCGGACAGCUUAUGACCUCGACCAUGUUGUGGACAGUGCAAAGAAUGCCUUGCGUCUUUCAGGGGAGAGGCUAAGAGAGAAUCGUUAUUCCUUACUCUUGGGUAACCCUCCUCCUACUGCUGAUGUAUUUGCUCUUCAAGAGGUUAUUUUAAAACCAGAAGUCACUGCCAGCCUGAUUAAGCUUUGGUCUCAGUGCUUUCUUCGAUGGACAAUCCCUGCACAAAUAGUUGGUGGGGGUAACCCUUCUCAAUAUAUGCAACAGUGUGUCCUAGCAGAGGAGGUAGUGUGCCUGCAGCAUAAACUUCAACUGCUUACCUAUCAGCUCCAAGAGAUGCAGUGCAACUCUGACUCUGAAGAUGGAAAUCACCUGCAACAACCCAAAUUUAGGAUCAAGAAUCCACGCCCACAAAGUGGUCUGCUCUUUGGGUCAUCAAGUUAUCAAACCACAAGCAAACAUUUGUCCACUGUGUACAUUACCUCUUCUUUCCCUUUCAGCCCUGGUGUAUCACAACACACUCAGCACUCCCUCAUCUGUGGACCAUUGUCUAGGUACCUGAAGGACACUGAAAUAGAUCAUGACUAUGCUCACGAUGAUGAUGAUUAACCUUGUAUUUUAAGGUGCCUGCUUAUAAUUAUAAACCCUUGAGAACAUUUAAUCAAUCCUGCAAUGAAUAAGUAAAGGGAUUUGCAAUUGUAUCAAUAUUCUAUUGAAAAGCUCUAAAUUUACAGUUAACAUAAUGAAAGUAUUGGUUCAAGCUAUUUGUAUGCACCAAUUUAUAACUUAAAUCUAUUAGAUUCAUGCCAUGAUUAAUUUUUGUGCCACUUUUAAACAAGUUAUAAUUUGCAAUGUUUAAAACAUAGUAAAUUUUAGUUUUAAUUACACAGCAGGAACUUACAGUAAAAAAUAUGAUUAAUUUUCAUCCUCAUCUAUUGUUUGAUUCCUUUCAGUAAUUUUACAUCCUAAUUAUUGAUGUUAAAGUUUCAUAUUUAUUUUAGCUGCCUUCUCUUUUCUAUAAACCAAUUAUUUUUAAUUUACUUGAUUUACACAUCAGCUCCUGGUCAUACAAAAGCUUUUGAAAUUGUUCUUAUUGUAGGCAUGCAUAGAUAAAAAAUAUUUAUCUCUAUUUUUAGGUGUUCCAUUUUUUAAUAGGAUUUUAAAAUUUCUGAUAAUUGGUUUUGAAUAUAACAUUAGUAACCACAAAUGGGAUAUUGUUGGGUUUUUUUUUGGGUGCAAUAAGAUAAUAAAAUUUAGCUAUUUUUGUAUUGAUUUUUUUUUUAGUAUAAAUUAUACACAGUGUAAAUUAAAAACACCUUUCACCUGUAAUAAAGAACUUCAAACAUUUAGUUUUUAAAACUGACAAUUUUUGUUUGCAUUAAUUUUAACUAAGGGUUGAGUUGCAUAGAUAACCAAACUAAAAUUGCAUUUACCUUUAAAAGCUUAUUCUCAGACUUAAAAUUUAAGUUAAAUUUGUUUAUUUGAGACUUUUACUGAUGGAUAGCAGUUGUUGUGUUUGUUUGGAAGCAAUAAUUCAGAUUCUAUUAUAUAUUGCUCUAUUUCUCCUUCUGCCAUUCACUUUGUUAUGUCUGAUAUGUAUUUAUUUACAUUAUAAACAACUAAGUCAGUAUUUUUAUUCAUGUUCAAAUUAUCUUUAACACAUAGUAAUGCCUUGUGAUCAAUGUACUAUCAAAAUGAAAACAAAGGUUGAUUCAGGACAUUACUGUGCCUCUUGAAAUAGUUUAGUAUUAUUCUUGAAAUAAUCUAGUAUUAUUUCAAAUACUAAUUAUGGAAAUUUUGUGCGACAAUGGAUACAAGUUUCAAAUUGUAAUCUUGAAAUAAAAUUUUAUAUUUCAUUUACCGAUAAAGAAAUGGAUAUGUGAACUUUAAUUUCACAGAAGAAAUAUCCAACUAAAUAAGUCUUAUUUGUGUCAACAUAGUAUUAAUUGCGAAUGUAAAUGUUCCCAGAGCAACUAAAUUAGGUGUCAUUCUCUUUAAAUACCUGGUAGUAUGAAUUGUCCAUGGAAAAAAAUAUUACUGUUGUAACAUGAUUAUUAAAAGUGAAACGUAAAUUUUUUAAUUGCGAUUCAGGGUUUGUUGCCCCACAUACUUUAGUGGGAUUUAAUUAAUUCCGUAGAAAGAUAAUUACUGUUGCAGCAACUGUUUUGUUUUUAAAUUCGAGUAUCAUUUUAAACAAAUAAUUAUAGACAUCUCGAUAUUUUAGCAAUUAUAAAGUUCUUAAUGUGAUAUUUGUUUAACGGUGAUGUGAGUUGAGGCAAUACUUGUCGUAUAUGAUUAAUGAAAAUGAUACACAUGUACAGUGUUAUAUGUACAGACAAGGAGAAUUAUUGUAUUUCUUUCCCUUACUUUUCAUGUAAAUAUUGAAUGCUCACCUCAUAUAUAAAAACCACUAU
This is a messenger RNA of Lymnaea stagnalis (great pond snail), 27358 nucleotides long. NCBI's taxonomy places the organism in Eukaryota, Metazoa, Mollusca, Gastropoda, Lymnaeidae. The record is from the annotation of a GenBank genome assembly.